AAGACCAGAAAUUCUGCUUUUUUUAUCGUGCAGACAAAAUCACCGACGUCACAAGCGAGCCCUCCAUUAUUCAGCUCCAGGAUAAAACAUCCAUAUUUACUGAUGAAGUUCCUGUUUCGUUUUUUCUCUCUCUCUUUUAUUAGGAGUGACGGUAAACGACGAGAUGUUCCAUUUCCUUUCUCCCAAUGGCCAGAUGAGCUGAGAAAGCGUGUCAUCCUCAUAGUGUCAGCGUGCGGUUGAAUAAGAAGGUGGCGCAUCGACGACUCGGAAAGGAACUUCAUGUCAUGCAUGAACAUUUUCUGUCGUCUGAUUUUUAAGUACAUUUCACCAAUGGAGGAGGCGUACAGGGAUUUGUACAUGGAGUUUCUUCGUUUGCGAUCGUUGUGCUUAAAGCAGGCGGCCCUCCUCAGUAGACUAAUGGAGAUGCUGAAACAGCAACAAGCUGUGUCCCACAUACCUAAUGCGGGUGAAGAGGUGAAAGUGUCUCGGCCUGUCCAGUGCAUGGAGGAAGAGCACGAGUAUGUGGGAACCAGGGCGUCACCUGUCACUCCCCAGCACCCAGCUGACCUGCUCUUAACCAGUCCUGUGGCAGGAAGUUGCAGUGGUGCUUCAUACCCCCUUGCCGAGGGUUUGAACAGACUGCAUCUGCAAGCUGCUGAGUCACUUAACAUCAGACCAGUGGAGGUUCACAAAAUACCUACCCUGGGUCCCUUGGGGGCUGCCGGAGGCAACAUAGCACCUACUACCGUUCUGGCUGACCUUAUGCGAGAGGAGCAGCGCCUGAGAGAGACCCCUAACAAGUCUGGUGCCUUGGCCAACUACGCAGGGGAACAGGAGCAAAAGCCUCCCACCCAGAGGCGCUGGAUGAACAGCUCCUUCCUGAACAGUGAAAUGUUGAGCCAGGCUGGUGGUCUCCUGAUGUCUGAGGUGGCUCUGCAGUCGCAGGUGUGCGAGUUCUGCCGGGCCGUCUUCCCCGGGAACACUACCACCAUAGGAGAAUUUCUGCGGCACCUCAAUACUCAUGUCACCUGACCCAUCGUGGGAAGGCAAGGCGAAACUGCCACGAGACAGAGUUCCCCGUUUGUCGCGUGUGUGCGUGCGUGCGGGUGUGCGUGUGCUAAACUUCCUUGUGUGUUCCAAACCCUUUCUGAAAAGAAGAUAACUGCUCGUGGUUAUAGGAUGCUAGAUACGUUCAUGUUGAAAGUGUACAUUUAUGAGUCACUUUGUGAUGCAACAACUGUUAGAAGUAAAAAAAAAAAAGGAUUUAAACUUAAAUGAAUUCCCUAUACUUUUGCUUUAAAAAAUCUUUAAUAAUUAUUGAGAGGACCAAAUCUGUAUAACAUUCCAGGUGUAAUUUUUAAUUCUAUAUAUUUUUUUACCAAGUAAAAUUACCAAGUCUUUAUGCAUAUCCACAUGACACCACUAACAGAGGUACAUGGCAUGUGUGUGCAAUGAGGCGUCCCUCACCGAUUGGCUCCCAGGGCUCUUUUACAGACUCAUUAUGACUCUUGGUUGGAUAACAACUUGUGCUCCUUUAGCAACCCUAUAUGUUUUCUGUAUCCAUCAAUUGAAAACGGUACCGCAAUCAGAGUAAAUGAAUCCAAAAUCCACCCAAUGAGGCAUUUUAUAUCCAUCCAUCGUCCAGUAGAGGGUCACUGGGAGCCUGGAGUCUGUACGGGGCAUGAGGCGGGGGGGGUGGGGGGGGGCAUCCUGGGAGGGAUGCCAGUCAAUUACAGGAAACCCUCUCGCAGAGCUGGGGGCGGGAAUUGAACCCACAGUGCUGCACAUGUAAGACCACAGUGUGAGCAACACCAGGCUUGUUUUAAGGAGCAAGUAAACCAUACACAGCACUGUGAGAGAGGCAGUCUAAGAAAACGAUGUUUAAAUUAUCUUCCUGUGGGGGUACAACUAUGAUUUUGUGUUUGUCAAAGUGUUUUAGCUUUGCCAUUUGAAAACCUCUCCUAGGGUCACCCCAGCAUUUGCAGGAACUAGCAAAUAGACCUGGCUGUUUUUUCACCAGUAGCAUGCCAUAUCUUUUUGAGGUAUUUAACUGCUUUAACUAAUUAAUUAAUUGAGCUGAUGGUGACAUUUAACUAAUAUAUAGAAUGGCUGGGGGUGGCACAGCAGUUAGUAAUGUCGCCUCACACCUCUGGGACCUGGGUUCAGGUCUCUACCAGGGUUCCAUGUGGAGUUUGCAUGUUCUUCCCGCGUAAUUGUGGGGUUUCUUACGGGUACUCAGUCUCCUCCCCCCCCCCCC
Messenger RNA from Brienomyrus brachyistius, 2257 nucleotides. RefSeq lists its product as uncharacterized. Gene Ontology annotation, biological process: canonical NF-kappaB signal transduction. Lineage: Eukaryota; Metazoa; Chordata; Actinopteri; Osteoglossiformes; Mormyridae. The record is from RefSeq and is a predicted model, not a curated record. The transcript has 5 exons. Bases 280 to 1032 code for a protein of 250 amino acids.